AUGCUGCAGCCUGGAGCCAGCAACUUCAUUAGAGGUUCAGAGGAAACUCCAGGCCUGAUGCAAAACAUUUUUGCUCUGAUUUACUUUUUGUCUGAUUCUCGCCAGAAGAGUCAGAGUAACGGACCGGAGAAGGAGAAAGACGGAGUGAUACAGAACUUCAAAAGGACUUUGUCUAAGAAGGAGAAGAAGGAAAAGAAGAAGAGGGAAAAGGAGUUUGCUCGGAUCCCAGACGGAGACGAACAGAUUCUGAGCCGCGAGGACGGAGAGAACAACCGUCUGGCGGCGGAGGUUUAUAAGGACAUGCCAGAAACCAGCUUCACCAGGACGAUCUCCAACCCGGAGGUGGUGAUGAAGAGGAGGCGGCAGCAGAAACUGGAGAAACGGAUGCAGGAGUUCAUGAGCAGCGAUGGAAGGCCGGAGUCGGGUACGUUAAACGUUGGUUGAUGCCGUUUAAAUUCUGC
Messenger RNA from Poecilia latipinna (sailfin molly), 461 nucleotides. Its product is annotated as afadin-like. Gene Ontology annotation, cellular component: adherens junction. Lineage: Eukaryota; Metazoa; Chordata; Actinopteri; Cyprinodontiformes; Poeciliidae. Gene Ontology annotation, molecular function: cell adhesion molecule binding. The transcript is spliced from 3 exons. Bases 1 to 444 code for a protein of 147 amino acids. The record is from RefSeq and is a predicted model, not a curated record. Gene Ontology annotation, biological process: regulation of protein localization.